Molecule: messenger RNA, 2046 nt
Organism: Numida meleagris (helmeted guineafowl)
Lineage: Eukaryota; Metazoa; Chordata; Aves; Galliformes; Numididae
Gene: ADRM1
Product: adhesion regulating molecule 1
Exons: 8
Coding region: 65-1492 (475 amino acids)
Biological process (GO): ubiquitin-dependent protein catabolic process
Cellular component (GO): cytoplasm; proteasome regulatory particle, lid subcomplex; nucleus
Molecular function (GO): endopeptidase activator activity; ubiquitin binding; proteasome binding
Source: RefSeq, a predicted model, not a curated record
ACUUCCGGGGCGCGAGGCAGGAAGCGGGAGCGGCGCAGGGCCUGCGGGCGGCGGAGGCGGCAGGAUGUCUUCAGGUGCCCUCUUUCCGAGCCUGGUGCCAGGCUCCCGUGGCUCUUCAAGUAAAUACCUGGUGGAAUUCCGGGCAGGAAAGAUGUCCCUGAAGGGCAGCACUGUGACCCCGGACAAGAGGAAAGGCCUUGUUUACAUCCAGCAGACCGAUGAUUCCCUCAUCCAUUUCUGCUGGAAGGACAGGACCUCGGGCAACGUUGAAGAUGAUUUGAUUAUUUUUCCUGAUGAUUGUGAAUUCAAAAGGGUACCUCAGUGUACUACAGGCCGUGUGUAUGUAUUGAAGUUCAAGGCAGGAUCAAAACGACUCUUCUUCUGGAUGCAGGAGCCAAAGACGGACAAGGACGAAGAACAUUGCCGUAAAGUGAAUGAGUAUCUCAACAAUCCCCCAAUGCCUGGUGCUUUGGGUGGAAAUGCGAGUGGAGGCCACGAGCUCUCAGCAUUAGGAGGUGAGGGUGGCUUGCAAAGCCUUCUUGGAAACAUGAGCCAUAACCAGCUCAUGCAGCUGAUCGGACCAACGGGCUUAGGAGGACUUGGUGGGCUGGGUGCGCUGACGGGUCCUGGCUUGGCUAGCCUACUUGGAAGCGGGGGACCCCCGACCAGCAGUUCAUCAUCCAGCUCUCGCAGCCAGUCAGCUGCUGUGACACCAUCUUCCACGACCUCUUCCACACGUGUAACGCCUGCCCCGGCCGUUCCUGCGGCUGCGUCUGUGACCAGCCCGAGCCCUGUGCCGAGUUCGGGUAACGGAACCAGCUCAGCCACGAGCCCAACCCAGCCCAUCCAACUGAGUGACCUCCAGAACAUUUUAGCUACUAUGAACGUGCCAUCUGGAGCAGGAGGACAGCAAGUUGACCUGGCAGCUGUUCUGACUCCCGAGAUAAUGGCUCCCAUUCUGGCCAACGCUGAAGUUCAGGAGCGGUUGAUGCCUUACCUUCCCUCAGGAGAAUCUCUGCCACAAACUGCAGAAGAGAUUCAGAACACCCUGACAUCUCCUCAGUUCCAGCAGGUAGUUACCCCGUGUCAUAAAGUGCUGCUCUCCUUCCCUCCUCCCCCACGUGUCAUGGUUCACACUGCCCUGUUUUCUCAGAUUCCUGCCCCUGUUCAGAGUAGGAAGUUGCUCCUUAGGUGGAAAGGAGGAGGCACACGAUUUCAUGGAGCACUUGUCCUUCCUUCCUUCCUGUGGUCAGCCAAGGGCAGACUGGAAAAGUUGUUUUACUUUCACUUUUGGAUUUGGACUUUACCUUUCUCAUCAUUAAAAAUGCUUUCUGGCAAUUGGCAGCAGAGUAGCAGCAAAUUCAUUUCUGCCUGUCAAAAAGUGGAUUGUAAGCAGUCUCCUUUAAGUUUAGUUACUAAAGUGAACACACAGAAGGGAAGAGAUAGAAUCAUAGAAUCAUCAAGGUUGGAAAAGACCUCCAAGAUCAUCUAGUCCAACCGUCCACCUACCUCCAGUAUUUCCCCACUAAACCACAUCCCUCAGUGAUGCUAAUGUUUAUAGCACUACGUUCCUUUUUUCUUCUCUAAAAUCCAGUGCUGAAUUCCAGGACUGUCCAUUUGGACACACUUGGUCAGAUUAAAUCUGUUGUCUCACAGACCAGCUUCAACUAGUACUGAUGGAAAGUUCUCAAGAUGCAAAAUCCCAUUGGCUAAGAAGAGUGUUUCUAGUUGGCAGGAGGUGAUGUUGGUGUUGCUUAGUCUAGCACAGCUUAUUGCCUUGUGCUUACUGGCAUGCAGCUGAUUAAGAGCAAACACUUCCUCAUUACAAAACACACAGUGCCUGUGGUGUAGAGGCAUGUCCGAGCCUGGCCAAAGUGCAGUACUGUGUUCUUUAAGGGAUAGAGGCUGCUUCCAGGUAGGCUGUAUGGUCAGCGUGCUGUAACACGGCGUGGAACCAUCCCCAAACUGUUGUGACUGUGCAGUAGCCACGUGGUGCUGGAGAAACUCAAUGCACACUUGUUUUUUUUUGACACUCUUGACUCCAAU